Molecule: messenger RNA, 2036 nt
Organism: Aspergillus piperis CBS 112811
Lineage: Eukaryota; Fungi; Ascomycota; Eurotiomycetes; Eurotiales; Aspergillaceae
Product: proteasome regulatory particle lid subunit RPN7
Exons: 4
Coding region: 336-1802 (488 amino acids)
Biological process (GO): proteasome-mediated ubiquitin-dependent protein catabolic process
Cellular component (GO): proteasome regulatory particle
Source: RefSeq, a predicted model, not a curated record
AGCGGCCUAGAAGCAUUCGCUCGAGUUGUCAUUGACGGCUUGUCUUCAAAUCGAUACGAUACGUGUUGCAUUGCUAAAGUCCAUCGACCGCAAUACAAUAUUCGCAACUAUUAUAUUGGGCAGAGCCCUUUAUCAGCGGCUUCGGCAACCGGAACAAUGUUUCCCCAGCUGAGCUCGGGUCAGCUACGUUCCAUAGGUGAUGUAUCUGCCUCAUCCAUCAUCGACCCCAGACCCUCUGCUCCCUUGACCUUCAAGCUUCGCUCCAUAGCUUAUUCGUUCUACAUUGUCUAUACGCGUCUCUUUUUUAGCUCGAUAUCUAAGCCCCCUUCGUCAACAUGGGGUCCGAUCCGCAGUACAUAAAGUACCCUGAUCUCAACCUCGCCCAACAUGUCUUCAACCUCUCCAACCCUGCAUGCCCGCAAACAGUGCGACAGACAUCAUUGAAGAGACUUCAAGAUGUUAUUUCCGAGAACAAGAUGGCCCCCUUUUACCGACACCUCGCUCAUCCCGUCGAAGGCAUUCUGAACCACUCCGGUGAGGGUGUCGCCCAGCACCCGACCAAGUCCCUGCUUACGUCAAAUAUGCUGGCUUCGCGGAAGUCGCCUCAGAACAUAGACUUCGCCUGGGAUGAAUCUCUGUAUCAGUCACUGGUGGAAGACAACCGAAAGGAGUUGGAAACAUUCCAGAAGGAGGAGGAUGAAGCUGAGGAAGCCGCCGGGGAAACUGAGGUGCUGGCCGCACGGGGUAAGCGCGCCGAGUUCUGGGCCCGUGUAGGCGAUAAGGACAAAGCUAUCGAAUCCCACGAGGCCCUCCUUGAGAAGACGACAUUCCUCGGAACGAAGAUCGACCUGAUGCUGGCCAUGAUCCGGAUUGGUCUUUUCUUCGGCGAUACCCAUUCUGUCAAGAAGAGCAUUGAGCGGGCAAACACUCUGAUUGAAAGUGGCGGCGACUGGGACCGGAGAAACCGCCUCAAGGCCUACAAGGGUCUACAUCUACUCACCAUCCGUUCUUACAACCUUGCUGCCCCUCUGCUACUCGACAGUCUAUCGACCUUCACCAGCUACGAACUGUGCAGCUACUCGUCCUUGGUCAUCUAUUCGAUCCUUGCGGGCUCAUUAUCCCUGAAGCGAGUCGACUUCAAGGCCAAGGUCGUGGAUGCACCCGAGAUCAAGGCCAUUCUUGGACCUGGAGAGGACCGCUUGGCUGCUCUGACCGGCGAGGUAUCCUCCGGGCCCGGAGCCCAGGAUGAGGAGAUGAAGGAUGCUACUGUCACCAGAGCCGCGCCUACCACAGCUACCACUGUGGUUAACCUCACCACUCUGGGAGCGGGAUCUGGCAUUCAGUCUGAAACCGAAGCGCCCGUGGACUUUUCGCCUCUUGCAAACCUGGUCGACAGCCUGUAUACCGGCAACUACCGCACUUUCUUCGUAGCAUUGGCUGCCGUGGAGGACAACUUCUUGAACCAAGACCGCUACUUGCACGAGCACCGCGCGUGGUUUGUGCGCGAGAUGAGACUUCGCGCGUACCAGCAACUGCUCCAGAGUUAUCGCGUUGUUGGCCUGAACAGCAUGGCCAGCGACUUCGGCGUCACCGUCGACUACCUGGAUCGGGAUCUUGCCAAAUUCAUUGCCAGCAACCGGAUUGCAUGCACCAUCGACCGGGUCAAUGGCAUCAUCGAGACGAACCGACCUGACGACAAGAACAAGCAGUACGCGGAUGUUGUGAAGCACGGCGAUGCUCUGAUUACGAAACUGCAAAAGUACGGACAAGCCGUGCGGUUGCGAGGAAGCGAACGGAGCUAGGGGGGGUUCUUUCCAGGGAAGGAGUGGUCUGAUCUUGACUCACCACACAUGGUUUAUGACUCGCUAGAUGAGAGACUCAGUGAUUUAUACAUCUUUUGACACCGUUGACCAUUGACACUGCGAGCGUCCAGACACGUGAGGCUGCUGUAUCAUACAUAUAAUGACCUGAAGACAACAUGACCUCAAAGAAAUCGGCUAGUUAUGGGGAGUGGGCCAAAGCUAUUCCCACCGACA